CUAGAAUGACACGUGUUUCCUUCUCCUCCCAGGUGGUUGUCUCUGCCGUCCCAGUGUGACCAGGCCACCAUGUCCCUGUCCAGUUUAGCCUGUCCUCUGAUGCUCUGUCUCAGGGACCACCUGCUCCAGCUGCAGCAGAUGCUGUGUCUGCCUCUCUUCCAGAUGGGCUGGCAGGACCUGGCUGAGAGGCUGGACCUCUUCCUCUACCAGAAUGUGAUUCUGUAUAACCACUUCAACGAGGGGGGUGCAGCCCAGCUCCAAUUCGACAUGACAAGAAACCUCUUCCCUCUGUUUGGACACUACUGCAAGAGGCCUGAGAACUUCUUCAAACAUGUGAAGGAGGCCUGCGUCAUCCUGUGUCUGAAUGUGGGCUCAGCUCUUCUUCUACGAGACGUCCUGAGGCAGGCUGAGGAAGACGAGGAGGAACCAGGGACCCCGGAGGGCAAGCAGCCCAGCCCUACGUCAGCCCUCAACGAGCUGGGGGUCUACCGCCUGGCCCCCUGCGACGUCCUCAUCCUGCUCAACCUCAGGGCCUCCUGGCCGGGAAAGUGAGGGGAGAUGGGAGGAAGAACAGUAGCCUGGUCCCAGAUGGGUUUUUGACAACUCCUAUGGUCUUUGUGAAGCCGAUUGGCGUAGGAGUUGAGCAAGGCAGCAUUAACAGAUCUGUGACCAGGCGAGGACGGGCUUCAGCUGGCAAAGAGCAAACACUACCAAUGACCUACACCGUAUCCCAGAAACCUGGAAUAGACCGCUGCCAUUCCUGAAUACUCCCGUCCCGUUUCAUCCCAGUUUAGUUUACUUUGCCGAUCCUCCGUCUACAAGCUCAGCACCUGUUCCAUAUCAACUCACCACUCCUGGUCUAAACGCAGGGGAGAGACCUCGACUGGAGCCUGAAGGAUGUGUUUAAAUGAACUGCUCAUGUAGAUGACAUUAUUUGUCUGUUGACUGACAGCACAGACUUCUGUCUUCUUGUGGAGGAGAUCUAGUAGUACCACAUGGUGUGGAUGGGUAUUUCAGGAGGUCCCCCUCUCACUUCCUGACAGGGACUGUUGUCUUUAACCACACGAGAUAUAGGAGACCUUAACACUGCUGUUUUAAGCAGUCCAGUGCAUAUGGUAACAACGACAGCCCUGUCUGUCACAUUACCUUAUUUAAUGUCAUAUACAUUUGUAAAGAAGUGAGAAAUAAAAACGUUUAA
Messenger RNA from Oncorhynchus masou masou (cherry salmon), 1198 nucleotides. Its product is annotated as RAD50-interacting protein 1-like. The coding region runs from base 70 to 552 and encodes 160 amino acids. The record is from RefSeq and is a predicted model, not a curated record. Lineage: Eukaryota; Metazoa; Chordata; Actinopteri; Salmoniformes; Salmonidae. The transcript is spliced from 3 exons. Gene Ontology annotation, cellular component: Dsl1/NZR complex. Gene Ontology annotation, biological process: retrograde vesicle-mediated transport, Golgi to endoplasmic reticulum; endoplasmic reticulum to Golgi vesicle-mediated transport; regulation of ER to Golgi vesicle-mediated transport.